This is a messenger RNA of Pollicipes pollicipes, 552 nucleotides long. RefSeq names its product betaine--homocysteine S-methyltransferase 1. NCBI's taxonomy places the organism in Eukaryota, Metazoa, Arthropoda, Thecostraca, Pollicipedomorpha, Pollicipedidae. Gene Ontology annotation, molecular function: betaine-homocysteine S-methyltransferase activity. The transcript is spliced from 6 exons. Bases 67 to 552 code for a protein of 161 amino acids. The record is from RefSeq and is a predicted model, not a curated record.
CAGGCAGAGUUGGGCUGCGCGCGGCGACAGUUGCAGUUUCAGAAGCGGCCGCGAUUCAGCGUCAAAAUGGGCGAAACAGAGAAGCAAGCCAGCGGGUCUGGUUCGACCUCCGCAAAGAAGGGUCUGCUGGAGCGUCUCCGAGACGGUGUGGUGAUCGGAGACGGCGGCAUGAUCUGUGAGAUGGAGAAGCGGUGUUAUGUGCAAACCGGUUACUGGACACCAGAAGUCUGCGUGAUGUACCCGGAGGCAGUGAAGGGGCUGCACCGGGAGUUCGCUCGUGCGGGCUGCGACGUGCUGCAGGCGCUCAACUUCUUCGCCAAUGAGAGCCUCAUGAAAGAACUGGGGGUGACGCAGACGGUCCAGGAGGUGAACAGAGCCGCCGUGCGGCUGUGCCGAGAGGUGGCUGAGGAGCGGGGUCAGCUCAUCACGGCUUCUCUGACGGCCACGCCCGUCUUCGAGAGCGGAUCGAAGGAUGAGGUGAUGGCCGCGUACAGAAGCCAGCUCAAGAUGAUCACCGAGGAGGGGCGUCGACUUCAUCAUGUGCGAGCGUAG